CUGUACUGGCUUAGCUAGCUAAGUAAUUCGGUUUAUGAUAGGUUGUGAAAGUGGAAAGUACCUCCUUGGAAAUCCCCAAUGGCUUUUCCUUGUUGACAUCAAUUUGAAAUCUUUUGAGUAGCUAGAUUAAAUCCUACACUGUGUUUUUUAGCUCCUGUAACGUACGCUCGCUGAAAGAGGUUGAAUGUCUGAAGGCGCCAUGGACUACUAGGCUACUCUAGGGUACAUUGAUUGAAGUACCUGCCAGGCAGUGGAGUCAGAGCGUCUUAUGGGCUUUGUUGCUGGAUACCGACAUAUUGAACAGAGAUAAACUGGUUUCCCAUUCCUUUUCGAGAACACAAUGUCCCAGGGCCAGAACUUCCUGCCCAAGUUCCUCUUUGUCAGUAACCUCCUAAAGGCUGUGAAGAUCCGGGAGCGUGUACCCAAUGACGUGGUGAAGCCUUCGGCCAGCGGUGGCCAGCUACAUCACCUGCGGGGCAUGCACCGCUACACCCUGGAAAUGAUCUGCAUGAACCAGUUCUCACAGUCAUUCCGUGAGGUGAUCCAGUCAGCCAUCUUGGACCGGUGCAUGCAGACGUCUCUCGAACAGGAGAAGCGGCUGAACUGGUGCCGGGAGGUCAAGAAACUAGUGCCGCUCCGGACAAAUGGUGAUGGGAACUGUCUGCUGCAUGCAGCCUCGCAGUACAUGUUGGGCGUGCAGGACACAGACCUGGUCUUGCGGAAGGCCCUUUACGCCGCUCUCAAAGAGACAGACACAAGUGGUUUCAGAGCACGCUUUCAGACAGAACUACUGCAUUCCCAGGAGUUCACCCAAACUGGCCUGCGCUAUAGCACUAAGAACUGGGAAGAGGAAUGGGAGAAGAUAGUUAAUAUGGCAUCUCCUGCGUCCAGCAGUAAUGGCCUGCGGUUUGACUCCCUGGAAGAUAUUCACAUCUUUGUGCUGUCAAAUAUCCUGCGUAGGCCAAUUAUAGUCAUUGCAGCUCAAGUGGUAAGGAGCAUGAAGUCAGGCACCUCCUUUUCACCUCUCAACUUUGGUGGAAUUUACCUGCCUCUUCACUGGUCCCCAGAAGACAGCUACAAGUAUCCUAUAGUGCUUGGUUAUGACUCGCAACACUUUGCCCCCCUCAUCACAGUCAAAGACAGUGGCCCAGAGCUUCGGAUGGUACCACUGAUAAACCCUGGCAGGGGAGGCUUCGAGGAGUUGCGUGUCCAUUUCCUGACUGAGGAGGAGAAGCAGCGGAAGGAAAAGCUGCUCAGUGACUACCUAAUAGUCAUGGAGAUCCCCACUGGCCUGGGCUAUGAUCCUACACGGAUGAUCAAGGCAGCCCGACUUGAUGAAGGCAACCUACCUGAAGACAUGAACCUCAUGGAGGACUACCUGCAGCUGGUCAGUCACGAGUUCAAGCUGUGGAAUGAGGACAAGGAAGCCCCAAGGGCACCCCAGUCACAGUUCUCUGUCUCUCAGCUGUCCCUGAUUGAGAUCCGCUGUGCCACACCCCGCUGCACUUUCUAUGUUUCGGUGGACACGCAGCCACACUGCCAUGAGUGCUUCGAAAAGCGCCAGGCAGGCAGGAAGCUGGAGGCCGUGACCAACCAUGUCAACUCGCCAUCGGAACCUGAGGGUUGUGGUGGGAGGUCAGCCCCGUCAGAGCGCUCUGUGCUGGCCAGCCCUCGCUCAGCACCACCGACGGCACCCAGCCUGAGCCUCUACAGCGAGACGCAUGCCAUGAAGUGCAAGACGCCUGGCUGCCUGUUCACACUCAGCGUGGAGCAUGAUGGCCUGUGCGAGCGCUGCUUUGCCUCCCGUCAAAGCCGGCUGGCAGGCAACAGGCCAACCCAGGGCCCCUCCCAUGGCUGGGGCCACGCCCAGUGGGCAUUGAGCACGCGGGAGCGGGAAAAGGAGAGGGAACGGGAUGCAGAGCGAUGUAGCCUGUGCCGGCAGGAGACCUAUCGGACGUUCAAUGGCAUUUGCGGGCCCUGCAUGCAGAGGCCUGGUGUGACGGAGAGACCUGACACCCAGCAGCAGGAGUCCCGAAUAGAUGGUUCGGUGUGGGCUCCACUGAGGGACCGCUCAGGCACUGCUGGCCAUGGCUGGCACACCCAGACAGCACGCCAGUGCAAGCGAUCGGGCUGCCAGUUUUUUGGGACACAAGAGAAGCUAGGAUUCUGCACCAUAUGUUAUGUAGACUAUCAGACCAAUCACCAGGCAGCUCCUGCAGUGGUGCAGCCCAGACACACGUCGGAGGCGGGCUUCCAGAACGUCCGUUGCCGGGGCCAGGGCUGCGGCCUGGCCGGCAAGGCCAUGCUGGAGGGCUACUGCAACAAGUGCUACGUGAAGGAACAGAGCACCAGGCUCAACCAAGCCGCCAGCAGGGGCUCCAGCUCCCCUCCAGUCAUGCGCGCCUCCAAACCGCGUCCGCUGCCAACACUCAGCCAGGUUCAGUGCCGGCGCAACGGCUGUAAGAAUGUGUCCCCUGGCUGUACGGACCUGUGCCCGGACUGCCUGAGCCGAGGGCAGCGCGAGGGCCGCAGAGCCCAGGCACCCAAGGAGAAGAGCAAGCAGCGCUGCCGGACGCAGGGCUGCGACCACUACGCCAACCAGGAGAAGCAGGGCUACUGCAACGAGUGCGACCACUUCAAGCAGAUCUAUCGAGGCUGAUGCAGCACACAGACUUCCCGUCUGAAAACGGGGACCCGGAGCUGGCGUGCCGGCAAGCGCACAUGCAUGAACGUUCCCACUGGAGGGGUCCAGCGCACAGAGCGAGCGGAUUUUUCUCGAGUAGGGCUGACGGGCCAGUUGGCGCUGCGGACCUGGAGAUUACCUCUCAAGCAAAAUUUUUAUCAUUUUCUAUCAUGUGUAUAGGCAGGGGUAUUGACACAAAGAAACUGAUGAUACACUGGCAUCCAGUCGCAUACAUCUGUGGUAUCUGUGAUUAAUAUCGAACAGGGUAUUAGAUUGUAAACAAUUUGUACAUUGCCAAACAGUUUGGGGGAAAGCAACUUCAAAGGAUCCUUGAUUGAUUUUUUUUUUUCUUUCCUGAUUGUGAGCUGAAAACCCAGCAAAAUUUGACCAAAGUUACUUAUGAAUAUGAAUAUGAAUAUGACCAAGCCAAUGUACAUUGCCACUGUGGACUGCAGUAAGCCAGUGGGGCUUGUAGAAAAUACAGGAGACAUAGCUACAGGGUUUCAGAGGCCUCAGAGACAGCAUUUGAUAGUUUUUCAUACAGUAUAGGUUAAGUGCCAAUGAGAUUGCAAAGCAGAGCUUCAAUUUAAUUUAUUGCUGCACCAUUUGACAAGUGCUGGCAGUAUGGACCUGUUGCCUUUGAGAUUUUUUUUGUGUGUGUCCUACUUGCUCUUGAAACUUAAUCACCUGAUUUUGCCUUGACAUCUUUUUGCUCAGAAAUUGUUUGUUUGUUUGUUUACUGGUCAUGACACUGGGCAGUGUUGGACACGUUCUAACAUUUUUGAGUAACUUUUAAACAGAAAUUCCAAAGUGCAAUAAAACAGGUUCUUCACCAUACCUCCUUAAGCAACAGCAUGUGAUCACUCACACCCAAAGCAAGCUAAAUAAAGUGGGUGGGAAUGGCAUCUAAAAGGAAGAAAUACAGCAAGAAUGUUAAUAGGGAGGAACCAUAACAUAAAGUAAAAUCCCCUUCAGGAAAGAAAUCUUAUUUCCUAUAUUUAAAAAAACAAGUACUCCAAAAAAGCAGUGAUCAGAAGAGGACACAUCUGUGAGUUAUAAGCCCCCUCUUAGAUCUGUGAAUACCCUGUCUAUGUUUCUCUUUAUUUGGCAAUGGAGCUUCACUCCCUUGGCUGUAUUUCUCUGCUACAUUCACAUAAUGCCUCUACUAUGUACAUUUGGUAUGCAAAAAUGUGUCUAUUUGACUAUGGAUACCAGCACUUGCAUAGAAAUGAGCAUGGAAAAAUUCUUGGCUACUGUGGCUUCACUGAGAAAAGAACAUCUGCGUAAUACAUUCCCAUUUCUAAAGUCUAAUAUUGUAGUAACACAUAUAACUUGUGGUGACACAAGAAAUAGAACCAUGUGGGCCCAUAUACAGAACUAUGCUUUAGUCAAAUGACACAUUCAAGAAAAAUUCAGUCAGAUCAUGAGUAGGAAUUAAGAGCGUUUGCUCUUCAACUACUGGAUCUGAAUUCAUUACAGAUUACCACAAAUUUGCACAAUAUUAAUACGCUGCUCUGGAAUUAGUUGAGGUACUUCUGACUUCUGACAUUGACAUUCCAACCUAAAUACAAAAUACAAAUUUGUGCAAACUUUCAUAUAAUGUAUGAAAAUUUUUUUCUUCCUUUUAUGGGGAGGGGGUGUUGUUUGGUAUUUAUUCACAGCAAAUAUUAUCUGUAUUGUGUUUCAACAAUUAUUUAUAUGUUGUUCUGGAAUAAAUUAUUUUUAAUAAGAAAAGUUAA
Electrophorus electricus (electric eel) is the source of this 4422-nucleotide messenger RNA. It is a transcript of the gene tnfaip3, whose product is annotated as tumor necrosis factor, alpha-induced protein 3. Gene Ontology annotation, biological process: protein K29-linked deubiquitination; protein K33-linked deubiquitination; positive regulation of Wnt signaling pathway. Gene Ontology annotation, cellular component: cytoplasm; nucleus. The record is from RefSeq and is a predicted model, not a curated record. Gene Ontology annotation, molecular function: K63-linked polyubiquitin modification-dependent protein binding; cysteine-type deubiquitinase activity; DNA binding. NCBI's taxonomy places the organism in Eukaryota, Metazoa, Chordata, Actinopteri, Gymnotiformes, Gymnotidae.